AUGGAAACUGAAACUUUCUCCGAAACAACGAUAGAGUCAGCCUGUUCAAAUGGGGGAGAAGAGCAGCCUGCUAUCCCUCCACUGCUGAGAGCCGAAGGUUGUCGCUGCUCUGUGAAGCCAGCCUCACGCUUUGCCCUUAAGUCUAGGAGCAAGGAGUCCAAAGCCUACGCUAAAGGCCCAUUGCUCAACUCUCAGCUUGGAGUGGGCAGUCCACACAAAGUGACCAGCAGCCCAACUGAGCUGGCUGUGAUGCACAACACAACCACAUGGCGCACCAAAGAAAGAGGACCUUUGACAAGAAGAUCAAUUAUAGAGUCUGUGGAUGUUGACAUUAACCAUAAAGUUGAGUAG
Molecule: messenger RNA, 351 nt
Organism: Sphenostylis stenocarpa
Lineage: Eukaryota; Viridiplantae; Streptophyta; Magnoliopsida; Fabales; Fabaceae
Source: the annotation of a GenBank genome assembly